CCUUUUUAUUCCAAAAAUCCGCGACUCUUUAUAUGAAUGAGUCUGACAAAGAAAAGGCCCUUUGCACUCUAAAGAAUCAUCCGCUCCCUUCAGAUCCCGCUACAACGUAAGGCAAGGAGGAUCUGGGUGGUAUUGAUAUUGAAUUAGAACUUUAGUUAUUGUGUUUGAUUUGAGAUAGAGAUAAUGUCAAGUAAGAAGGAAGAGAAAGCCCAGGCUGCAGCUGAAAGAAUCAAGGCAGCGACCUUGACUGCUGCGAAGGGUCUUAGUCGUGCUCAGGCUGAAAGGGCAGCGGCGGCUGCAGCCCGAAAUGUUAAUGCUUAUGGGCAAAAGGAAGAAGGACCUAGCAGAUGGCAGGAGAAAAGGGAAGCUAAGAGACAGAUGUAUCUGAAUAGCACUGAAAAGGCUGUGAGAUUAGGUGAAAGAAAAGACCUUAAGACCACUAUGUCUACUAUUUCGGGCGUGCCUUCACAAUGCCAGAAGUGUUUCCAGAGUGGGCAUUGGACAUAUGAAUGCAAAAACGAACGAGUUUACAUCUCUCGACCCUCUCGGACCCAGCAGCUCAAGAACCCCAAACUGAGGAUGAGAGCAUCAAUCCCUUAUGGUGUAGAUAAUCCAGACCUCAAGGAGGAGAAGGCUGAAAAGAGCUCAAAGAAAAGCAAAAGGAAGUAUAGGUCAGUUUCUGAUUCUGGCAGUGAUAGUGAGGCCUCAGUUUUCGAGACUGAUAGUGGGACAUCAUCAGUUACAGAAUCGGAUUCUUCUUCAGAUGAGAGUAGCUCUGGUUAUAGUUCAUCUGAUUCAGAAGAGGAGAGGAGGCAGCGGAGGAAGAAAAAGAAGCAGAAGAGGGGGAGGCGUAGGAGGGACAGCAGUUCUUCUGAGUCUUCUGAUUCGUCAGAGUCUGAUUCUGGUGAUAGGACAAGUCACAGGAAGAGCAAGAGGCAUGGUCGAAGGCGCUGAAGGAGGCUGUCCAACGGUGGGGAGCAACAUAUGCAGUAGUGAUAUUUUGCUUUGUUGUUGUACUUGUUUGUUAUUAACCUGGGAUCUGUCUGCUCCAAAUAUAUUCGCGUCUGUUGCUGAGGAAGCUUAAAGGCUUUCUGCUGUUGCAAGUUAUGCCUUCUAAAAUAAGCUUAGGAAUGUUUGGACUGUUGGAUUUGGUGAAAUGUUUCGGAUUUGCAUUA
Juglans microcarpa x Juglans regia is the source of this 1175-nucleotide messenger RNA. RefSeq names its product zinc finger CCHC domain-containing protein 10-like. The coding region runs from base 184 to 954 and encodes 256 amino acids. The transcript is spliced from 2 exons. The record is from RefSeq and is a predicted model, not a curated record. Lineage: Eukaryota; Viridiplantae; Streptophyta; Magnoliopsida; Fagales; Juglandaceae.